Messenger RNA from Gadus macrocephalus (Pacific cod), 3218 nucleotides. Its product is annotated as cytospin-A-like. The record is from RefSeq and is a predicted model, not a curated record. Bases 610 to 2481 code for a protein of 623 amino acids. The transcript has 12 exons. Lineage: Eukaryota; Metazoa; Chordata; Actinopteri; Gadiformes; Gadidae. Gene Ontology annotation, molecular function: protein binding.
UUCUAAAAUAUGAAUGAACCAGUUACGAAAUAUGAAAGUUAUGCAAGGAAUGCUGGGCGCAGCAGAACGUCUCAGUCUCAACUGCGUAGCCUAGUGUCGCAAGGAAUCACUACACGCUCGGCCGCCGCCACACCACGCCGCAUACAAAGGAGAAACAUUAUCGCCCACACACACAGCGUAUAACUGGAAUAGAUUUGGUGCUGCUGACUCCGUCCCAACACAACACAUAUUUCCAUCUAGGGGUGCGGCGUCGCAGGCGGUUUGUUUCCACCGUCAUGUCUCCUUUUUGUCGCAUUGGGAUGGGAGUGAUGCGAUAGAAAAGUUGACGCUCGUGUAGGCUGUCAUGUGUGCGCUUCCUUUUCUUCAGCUCUGGGUGGACAACUGAUGUGACUGGCGUGAUUGGUGAUGAUCACACAUACAUUUGUUGAUGUGUGUGUCUGUGUGCAAGUGAAGCUAGCGACCAUUGAAGCCUCACGGGGGGAGAGCGUUGAGGUCUGGGGUCAGACGCCGGGCGGUCACUGACCACAUCGGAAGGCUCACUGCGGAUAGGUUGGCAGCCAAACGGAGGAGCCAGCGUCCACUGACUACCUCGACCCUAUCCCGACCACCAUGGGGAACCACGCUGGCAAGGACAGUAUUGGCCAUACAGGUUCUCCUCUGGAUUUCUUCCACACGCCUCCUACGAGCCCCUCAGAAGAAGCCCAGCUCGCUGCUUUGGCCUCCUCCUCCUCCUCAGUCUUCACCAACAAGAUGCAGACCCCCUGCCACCCCUGCAGUCCCUGCCCCCCUACCCCGACCCCGAGCAACUGCCCGCGGCAGCAGGUCCUUCAGGGGGAGUGGGCACUGAUCAGCAUGGAGAGUCAACCUUCUCCACAGAUGUCUCUGAGUCACGAGAAAAAGGAAGAGGAAGAGGCGGGAGCAAAGCAUUGUGGGAACGUGGGCUCACUCAGCCCGGCGCCAAUGCCGCUGCCCUGGGGCUCGCCGACGGAACAAGUCUGGCAGGAGAGAGACAGUGGGCUGGAGUCCCCGCUGGGGGCCGAGCAGGUGGGCCAGGAGACGAGUCUGGUGAUGCGGAGUCUGAUGGAGUACUACAGGGCCUCGCUGGGCCUCAGCCCCGGUCCUGACGACUCAGUCGGAGCAGUAGAGCUCCUCAGGCGCUUGGUGUCAGAGAGGGGUGAGCUGGUCGAGGAGGUAAACGGCUUAAAGGAGACUCUACGGACUGAGAGGGCAGAGUGGCUGCAGUUCCAGCGUGACCUGCAGGUGGCGGUGUCCGUGGCGGACAGGCUGCGUGCGGAGGCCGAGCAGGCGCUGGACGCGCUCCGGGAGCACCACGGCGCCGCGGAGGCCCGGCUGGUGCAGGCCCUGAGGAGACAGCAGGAGCAGGACCGGGAGCUGCGGGACCUGGAAGCCCAGCACCGAGACGCCCGUCAUCAGCUGUCCACGCUGAACGCCGAGAGGCGGCGGGGGCACACGGGGUCGGACGCUCGAAUCAGUGCACGCGGUUUGGCGAAGGAUGGAGCAGAGCCAGAGGUGAAUGUGGUGGGAGACUCCUCGGAGGAGGAGCAGGGUAACGACGGGAAAGAGGAGGGUAGGCGGCAGAACUGCGCACUGGUCGCGGUGGGAAAGAAGGACUUAGAGGAGAAGCUGCUUGAAGGGGUGCACACGGAUGUGGAGGCUCAGGACGUGGAAGGACAUUGCGAGGCACAACCUAAAGGUGUGGAGGACGGAGGAGGGCAUGGCUGCGUGGGGAGCCUCGGGGGGGAGGGUGACCUGGAGUCGGAGAAGACGCAGCUUGCUGGAAAGGGUGUCGCUGAGGCUUACAUUCUCAGUUUGGCUGCCAUUAAGAAGAAGAAGGAGGCGGAGGCAGGCAUCGGUACUCCAGACCACAGGAGAGUUUUGAUGCUUUCUGAAAGAUCCUGGAGCCUUUCUCGACUCCCUCUCCCUGAAAACACCAAUAAAAGCAGCCCCUGCCAAAACAACAGUUCAACGUUGCCGCUAUGCAAGAAGGAAGAGCCUGCCAAAGAGAAAAAGAUGACUAGGCUUCUGCAACGGCAAGACAGUUGGUCCAAUUUUUCUACAAAAAAGCCGGAUGAGGACCCAAACCCUGAUUCCAAUAGACCUCAGGAUGCCUUUAGCGUUCUGCUACGACGUCACGGCGGCUCCAGGAGAAACGCCUUGCUCCGCUGGUGCCAAACCCGUACCAAGGGAUAUAAGAAUAUUGAGAUCACAAACUUCAGCAGCAGCUGGGAGGACGGCCUGGCCUUCUGCGCCGUGUACCACACCUACAUGCCGUCGCAUGUCCCAUACGGCAGUCUCACACCUGAGGACAAGAAAGGAAACCUGGACCUUGCUUUCCAAACUGGGAAUAGUAUUGGAAUCACAGCCACACUGACGGUGGAGGAGAUGCUCAAAGCAGACGGACCCAACUGGCAGAGGGUACUGGGAUACAUUGAAGGCAUCUUUCGCCACUUUGAGAUGUGAUCAACCACCUUCAACCUCCCCAAGCUUCCUUCAAAUGUUGUGACCCAUCCCCGAGCAUAAAGGACUGAGGACCACUCCUCCACAGGGAGCAGCACGAGAACCACAUCUCUUUAAAAUGGCCUGGGCCACGCAAAGCAAUAUGAGAAACUAUGAUAUUUUGUGUGUAAAUGUAUAUCUAUGAAUCUUUUAUUUAUAUGAACACUUCCAGUCAUGCAUGUCACAUCUGUUCUCAAACUCGAUGCACAACAGAGGGAGGGGCCGGACGUGAAGUUUAUAUGCUGGCCUGGUAAAACUUAUGAUUGUAUUCACUGUGUGAGUGGGUGAGAGACGAGAUGCUAUUUAAUUUUUAACAAUUUACAACCUAUAAACAGUUUCCAAACGUCGAGUCACAAUAAUAAAGUUAUAUGUAUACAUUUAUAAUGGUGCCAGUUUGGUUUUUGAACAUGAUGAUCAGAACAGACGGAAAGUUAUCUUAUACAAUUUUAAUACAUAAAGGCAUUUGUCAAUAUCUGACACACUAUAAAAUGGUGGCAUUUAAGUGGGUUAUUGUGAAUGACAUAACAAUUGAUCCCAGGGCUCCAGACUGCAACCAAAUGGUCGCCUUUUGCGACCAAAAUUUGAGUGCGACUGAAUUUUGCCCUUUUUAUACUUUGUAUUUGUACACGUUAAACGGGGAAGGGGCGUGUCAACGAAUCCGGCAUCUGUAGCAGGUAAAUGAGUGUGAGAAAGAUAGGGAA